AGCAUAGCAUAGCAGUGGAGUAACCUAACAACACAAUUAACAUGGAAGACAGUUUCAGAGUGCGUGUAGAGAGAGCCUUCGGUUCUCUUCCAGUACCCUCUUCUUCCUCUGCUUCUUCUUCUCCUUCCCUUAACUCUCUUUGGUCUCUCACCGAAGAAGAAAUCAAUAACACUCCGUCAGCGCGCAUCCACCGAUCCCAACCCCAACCCUAUUCCUCUUCCACUUUCCGUGUUCAGCUCCAGAACGACCUGCAAGACCUCAACGACGACGCUGACGCUGACGCUGACGCUGACGCGCCACGUGGCCCCUCUAAGCCACCCGAUUACGACGAUGAACAGUGGCAGAUUAGGUCUGGUAUUGGCCUCGAUUGCACCCUCGAUUACGAGGCAGAGGAAGAUCAGUAUGACAAGCAGGCUAUUGGCAAAGAGAACUCAGGGGAUCGCGUGUAUAUGAAGGAUAUAAACGACGAUGGUGUUGAGAUAAGUUCUUCCAGUGUUCUUCCCACUUCGUUUAGAGAUUUUGUGAGAGACCCGCGUGCAAAUCAUUUGGCUGCUAGGAUUAGGCUGAAGCAGGAUGAUGAAGCAGCUAAAAAAAUUGAUGCUUUGCAUGUCUCUGAGAAAUCUGCACCAGACAUUGGUGCUGGUGGUGAUGCUAUUAACCCCAAGUCAAUUUUGAAGAGUAGAGACAAUCAUUUGGAGCCCAGGCCACAGAAACGUGUUAGGUUUGAUUCUGAAUGUGAUGAUAGAGGUAAUGAUGAUGAUGAUGAUGAGCAUGAAAGAACCAGGGAUGUUCGAAUGAAGACCUCUUCAAUUGAAGAGGUUGCAGCUUCGGAUCAGUCAUCAAAGUCACAAGAAUUUGAUUCAGCAGUUCCAGAUUAUGUUCGUAAUCCAUCAAGAUACACGCGUUAUACUUUUGACUCUUCAAGUGACAUGGAUGACAAAUCUAAUAAGGAAGCAUAUAUGAGCUUCUUUGCACAGUUAAAGGGGUCAAAUGCUGCCAAGGGAACUGGAUCCGAAGCAGAUGAUGCCUUGGAUGAUCUUCCAUCAGUAACCUUCAUCUCAAAGAAGAAAUCUGGUGAUGCCACUAUGGGAGAGAGUGAAAUGGUGUCGAAGCAAAAGCUUGAUGCUGGCAAGGAGGCCAUGAAUAGAAGAGCUUUCCCUGUUGGCAUAGCUGCUGGUGACACUGAAAACAGUGAUGUUUGUGCAAUGGAGGAGGAUGAACCAGAAGUUAUUGAGGAUGCUAAACGGAGCUCGCAGAGGUUGAACCGCCAGUACAGGAAGAAAAACCAGGAGUUGGAGGAUCCUACUGUGUAACAGGCGUAAUUUGCCAAAAUCGAACUUUCUGACUUGUUUAUUUUUCCCCUUUGGGUCGUCUCAGACUAGCGGUUCUUUUCACAAAUUUGGGGAACGACAUCUUGUGCCUAGAUUUUCACCUGGCUAUGUUUAUUAGUUCCUAGACUGCUGUGUUAUAGUUUCUAGAACUGCAAUUGGUGUAAACUCCAACUCAACCGUAAUCACCAGUUAGAGAUUAAGAAGUGUUCAAAUAUAAUUUUGGCUUACAUGCACUUUCUAUAUUUUAAUGUAUGGGUGCUGUUGUUAGUGGCUUUAAUUUUUCAAAUAUUUAAAUUAAAUCUUUCACUUCGAACUUAAGAAUUACUUUUGUCAUAUGUAUUUUAUUUUAUAUUUUUAUUUCAAAUAUGUUAUAUUUUAUUUUAUUUUAUUAUAUAAUUUAAUAAAAUGUCAUUUUU
Abrus precatorius (Indian licorice) is the source of this 1747-nucleotide messenger RNA. RefSeq lists its product as uncharacterized. NCBI's taxonomy places the organism in Eukaryota, Viridiplantae, Streptophyta, Magnoliopsida, Fabales, Fabaceae. The record is from RefSeq and is a predicted model, not a curated record. Bases 42 to 1313 code for a protein of 423 amino acids. The transcript is spliced from 2 exons.